Messenger RNA from Pyrenophora tritici-repentis Pt-1C-BFP, 381 nucleotides. The record is from RefSeq and is a predicted model, not a curated record. Lineage: Eukaryota; Fungi; Ascomycota; Dothideomycetes; Pleosporales; Pleosporaceae.
AUGGCUCGCCGAUAUCAUAGCAAUUGCCGGAGAGCCAAGAGGAUGAUCAUAUGUGGCGUUUUCAGUAUACAACCACAGCUCUUGGAAGCCACACCCAAUGCUGUCAUUUGCGCUAUCAAGCCCAAACAGCAUGUAGACGCCAAGUUUAACAUUCUAGGAUACGGCGACACUGGCGAGCAUUUGGCCACCUUGGCCAGCGAUCAAUACCACCGCUUUCUUAAUGCGCAAGGAACAUAUAUUCCGACAUCACACGGCUUCGGCGUCGAACUAACACAGCGACAAAGCACCAUGUACUGUAUCGGAAAGAACCCGAUCCGAUACGCCUUCUGGUCGAUCGCAAACGCUGAUUCCUUUAGACACUUCUGGCAUGCUCCCUGCUGA